GGGAGCUGGUCCCAAUGGUGAAGAGGACACUCCACCAGUUGCUGCUAAGACUUAUAGUGAUGCUUUUGAUGAAGCGUAUGUAAGACCUAGUCUUGAUUUUGAUAAGUUCAUAUCAGAAGAAUCCAGCACUCUUACUGCUCGAAAGAUAAAGAUGGUUCACAAGAAACUGUAUGAAAUUACAAAGACCAUUUCGUACAAUUGUCUAGUGAUGAUUGUUGGAUUCCCUUUCAUUAUAGUGUGGGGUUUGUUGCUAGGGAUAACCUCCUUUGCAAUGAACUGGGUCUACAUUCCAUUGCUGAAGCUUGUGAGCUGGUUAUUCAAUGCUACCAUACCAGUCCUGAGCCCACUGAGGAACUGCUGCAAACCAGUCAUGGAGCUAGUUGCAAUCAUAUUCAAACGAUAAAGGACAUUGUAAACUUGAGCUUUUUAGUUUGUGCACACAUUUUUUAGCAAAGAAAUUGACAUUAAUUAAAGUGGGCGUGGUCAGUCUUGCAGCAAAGGGGAGUGGCUGGUUGCUGCAGUGCAGUGGUUGGCAAUAUGUCCGGUUUAACUGGUUCAUCCAUAAGUAGCUCCAUCCCCAGCGGGUCAUUAGUUAAUAGAGCGUCCAAACGGUAUUACUCUGUCUAUAUACUGAUGGUCCUAAUGCUGGUCUACCUCACCAGCCAAACUGAUCGUUUUGUGUUGGGACUAACCAGUUACCAUGUGUCACGUGAUCUCAGGAUAGGCCACUUGACUUGUUUCUAUAAUGAGUCUAAUGAGGGGACCCAGUGUGGUAAUAACAACUGCUCUGACUAUCAAACUAAUAGGGACAAGUGCCUACUGGAUGAAGACUGUAGCUGGGACUAUAGCGCUACUAGUGUCUAUUAUCAGAUAUUAGCUGGUCCUGCCUUCAUUGUAACAUUUGCUGUCUCCUCUUUAUUAACUGGACUCCUCCUCAGUGUUUAUACAUUAAAAAGAACACUACUGUUAUCAAUAUGUGCUUUAACCUGGAGCGUACUAACUGGUCUGUCCGGUUUCUGUAACCAGUAUUGGGAGCUCUUGCUGACUAGAAUAGGAUUAGGAAUAUUUCAGGCAGCCUGCACUCCUUUAGCUGGUAGCAUAAUGUCCGACAUAUUUGAAGAAAAGAACCGUGGUGUUGCGCUGGGUUUUUACAGUUGGGGUGUUUAUUUUGGUUAUGGUCUAGCAUUUGCUAGUGAUUUUAUUAUAAAGUCUUAUGGCUGGAGGUGGGGCUUCUGGUCAGCUAGUAUUCUAAGCACAAUAGUGUCCUUCUUGUCUCUAUUGACUGUACGAGAACCAAUUAGAAGGAAUGAUAAAAACAAUGGACGUUUAUUGAAAAAGAAACCUUAUUUUAAAAUAUUAAAGCAAGUCCUGAAGAGUUAUAUGCAGUUGCCACUGCUACUGUUGUGUAUUGGGGCAGGCCUUAGACAAGGAGGGGGACUGGUGUGGGCUUAUAAUGCUAAAGCUUAUUUCAGGAAGCUACAUUGCGACACAACUGGUGUAGGUACAUACCUAAGCUGGGUACCAGUGGUGGGCGGUACUGUUGGUGUGUUUGCAGGUGGAAUGAUAUCGGAUGGACUAGUGAGAAGACUAGGAACCAGAUCAAGACUAAUAGUACUAGUGACCUGCUGUUUUCUAGCUGCUCCUUUUCUUUUUGGUACACUUUAUUUAUCACCUCCCUGGGCCUUUCUCUCUCUUCUCUUCUCUUACAUUACUGGCGAGAUGUGGUUUGGGGUGGCCAUUGCUGUUGCCAUGGAGAUGGUUCCACAUGAAAUAGCAUCAUCAGGCCUAGCCCUGUAUCUGUUUGUUAUUAACAUUAUCGGAGGAAACAUUAAUCUGGUCCUCCCUUCUUUACAAAAACUAACAAGUCUGCAGACUGCAAUGGCUGUAUUGUUUCCAGGUUCUUAUUUAAUGGCUGGAUCAUUCUUCCUGCUAGCUGGCAUACUGUUGUCUUGUAGGUCAAAGCGUUCUUCUUCUAGUUAUGAAAUUAAUGAAAAAGCUGCUUUGAUAAUCCAAGAUGAUGAUGAUAAGACUAAUGUUGAUCUUUUCACUGAGAGUGAAGAGAUUAGUGCUCGUAGACGACCAGUCACUGAACGACCUCUAAUAGCAAUGUCAUUCACUGCCUCUAUGUAACCAAUCUCUAUUGUUCAAUGUUUCAUUAUUAUUAUUAUUAUUAUUAUUAUUAUUAUCAUAAUUAUUGUCAUCACAGUGUCUGUAGUAGUGAAAUUCAUUGUAUCUUAUGACCAUUGUA
Messenger RNA from Amphimedon queenslandica, 2248 nucleotides. RefSeq lists its product as uncharacterized. The record is from RefSeq and is a predicted model, not a curated record. The transcript has 9 exons. Lineage: Eukaryota; Metazoa; Porifera; Demospongiae; Haplosclerida; Niphatidae. Gene Ontology annotation, cellular component: membrane. Gene Ontology annotation, biological process: transmembrane transport. Gene Ontology annotation, molecular function: transmembrane transporter activity. The coding region runs from base 538 to 2130 and encodes 530 amino acids.